Myodes glareolus (Bank vole) is the source of this 1570-nucleotide messenger RNA. It is a transcript of the gene Gphb5, whose product is annotated as glycoprotein hormone subunit beta 5. Lineage: Eukaryota; Metazoa; Chordata; Mammalia; Rodentia; Cricetidae. Gene Ontology annotation, molecular function: hormone activity. The record is from RefSeq and is a predicted model, not a curated record. Gene Ontology annotation, biological process: regulation of thyroid hormone receptor signaling pathway; G protein-coupled receptor signaling pathway. Gene Ontology annotation, cellular component: cytoplasm; extracellular region.
AUGAAGCUGGCACACCUUGUCCUUGGUGCCACGGCCCUCCUCCUUCUGGGUGGUUGUGACUCUGUCCUCAGCACCUCCAAUGGGAACCUGCAUACGUUUGUGGGCUGUGCCGUGAGGGAGUUCACAUUUCUAGCCAAGAAGCCCGGCUGCAGAGGACUUCGGAUCACCACUGAUGCCUGCUGGGGCCGCUGUGAGACCUGGGAGAAACCAAUCCUGGAGCCUCCCUACAUUGAAGCCCAUCACCGGGUCUGUACCUACAACAAGACGAAGCAGGUGAUUGUCAAGCUGCCUAACUGUGCUCCUGGAGUCGACCCCUUCUACACCUACCCGAUGGCUGUCCGCUGUGACUGUGGGGCAUGUUCGACGGCCACCACUGAGUGUGAGACCAUCUGAGGCCAGCAUUGUCUUCAGAACACAGCUGGUGGCCCGAGCGAGCCUCACAGAAUCCGUGCGCUUGCCCAGGGAUGAAUCUGCUCUAGCUCCUGCCUUCAAGUACGAUUCAGUAUUUGCCAGCCUGUCCCCUGCUUGGUUCAGGUCUUCCUCCACCCAGUUUCUGUGUGUGUCCAGGUGCAGCACACUCAGGCUAAAAAUGUCAAGCAAUAUCGAUCCUUCCCCAGGAUGAUGUCUCUGAUUCUUAUGUCUGUAACUUAGGCUAGGGUUUCUUUGCCUGACUUUUGGAGCAUGGUUUGUACAUUACAACCCUCCCUCAGUUUUGAUUGACAUCAUGGCAUUUAUUUAAAGGAAUUGGAUGUCAUUAAGCGACAGGAAGCCUUUAAGGUUCCACAUUCUGUCAUUGAACUCCAACUGGAUUUAUGAUUAAAGGGCAAAGUAUGAUCAAAACCAAUGCACUUUCUUCCUUGCUCAAAAGAAAAUCCAACUUCGAGUGUUCUUAGAGAGAACGCUCUGUUUCCCUUCCGGCUGAGCAAUUACCUAGAUAAGAGGCAAAGACAGUACUGCCUGCUACAAAAAAGGGUGUUUAGAAGUGGGUAUUCCUCUCCCAAGGAAAAGUUCCUCCGUUCCCUUAAGGAUCUUCCUUAUUGAAGUGUGCACUCGCCAGUUAAAACAAAACAAAAACAAAACUAAACUAAACUCACAAAAUGCAAUUAGAAACUAUCAUUUAGGUUUAAAAAUACCACAGAUUAAAUUCAUGGCUCGAGUGUUUUCCCGCAGCCACAGGGGAGUGACCAGUUACAAAUGACCCUGGCUGUUUAGUGUAUCUUAAACCUGAAUGGCAAUGCAUUAGACUUGGAAUCCUGAGUGUUUGUGAGGUGAGGCUGCCCUGCCAGUCCCAGGAGAGAGGCUGUGCUUGUCCGGCUCUCGCUUUCUCUAAAAUCACACAGCAGCUGAUUCUGGGACCUUCUUUUUCAACUCGAGUUCUAUGCACACAUUUUUUGUUUUGGCAUUUGGGGGCUUGAGUUUAACUUUGUUCUUUUUGAGACUAUGCCAGGAGCAUCUAUACUGAUGGCAAUAAAGUGUCCUCCCUGUCAUCUGCAUUCAUGCAAACGUUUAGAAAAGUCUUUCUAGUUUUUAUUUUGCUUGGUGUAACAAUAAAGGCCCUUGAAACUUUGAA